AUGUCUGGUGUAAUUAUUAUCACCGGCUGGCUCUCAUUGAACCCGGAAGCAAUCACUCCUCUCAUCGUGCAGCAGCCCGGCUCACAAAAUGAAUACCUUCUUAUUCCAGCAAAAAUGAAUAACGUUCUAUGGCUUCUUCUCUGUGGAAACAAGCUGGAGAUCCUACAUCGCAUGUCACGCAGAGACAGAGGUUCACUGGCCUUCGUCCUAACACCGGCUCUUUUGUCUGCACAUCAGCACGGAUCACAGGGUACACACUUACCUUACCCGAUGCAUUUCCUGCAGACCAAGACGAUCACGUUAUUCGACUAA
Messenger RNA from Pochonia chlamydosporia 170, 312 nucleotides. RefSeq lists its product as hypothetical. The transcript has a single exon. NCBI's taxonomy places the organism in Eukaryota, Fungi, Ascomycota, Sordariomycetes, Hypocreales, Clavicipitaceae. The record is from RefSeq and is a predicted model, not a curated record. The coding region runs from base 1 to 312 and encodes 103 amino acids.